CAUUGGCUAUUUUGAGCAACAGUUGGCGAUGUUGCAGCAGCUCAGUGGCAACGAGGCCGUGCUGGACCGUGGUCGUGCUUAUGGGAACUUGGGAGACUGCUAUGACUCGCUGGGAGAUUUUGAAGAGGCAAUUAAGUAUUAUGACCAGUAUCUCUCUGUGGCACAGAGCCUCAACCAUAUGCAGGACCAGGAGAAGGCAUACAGAGGUCUUGGUAAUGGACACAGUUGCUUCAGUCUGAUAGAGGCACUAACUGUAUCAGGCGACAUGAGGACUGACACCUUGAGGUCAACAGGCGGACACUGAACGCUCUCACGACAUGCAACAGAUUGAAGAUGGAAUUGUUUUGUAUCAGAGCAUGACCCCACCUUCAACAUGCAUGCUGAAAUGACAGUAUACAGGGCUACACGCAUGUACACAGAGAUGCAUAAAGCAUAAAAGCACUUUUUGUGCUUCUCACAUUCAAAUUUGGGAAUCACUGUCGCUUGAGUGUAUCAGCAGGAGAAUCUCUUCAAAUGUUCACUUUUGUUCACCAAAAUGGUCACUGAUUCACUCUAUGUUAGUGCUUUUUUUUGUAUCUCUAAUUUAUACUUUAGUAGCAAACAAGUAAACUUGGAGUUUUUUCUGUGAAUCAGUUCAAACUGAUUAGUGACUCAAUUUUAAAACUGAUUCAAAGAUUUGCUUUGAUCUCUCAAAUUACAUUC
This is a messenger RNA of Sinocyclocheilus grahami, 702 nucleotides long. RefSeq names its product tetratricopeptide repeat protein 28-like. The transcript has 2 exons. NCBI's taxonomy places the organism in Eukaryota, Metazoa, Chordata, Actinopteri, Cypriniformes, Cyprinidae. The record is from RefSeq and is a predicted model, not a curated record. Bases 29 to 304 code for a protein of 91 amino acids. Gene Ontology annotation, molecular function: protein binding.